GCGCGAUUGGCCGCGCGGGCGGGGGCGGGGCCUGGCCGGGGAGCGGCGCGUGCGCGGAGCGGCGGGAAGAUGGUGCUGAUCAAGGAGUUCCGAGUGGUUUUACCUUGCUCCGUGCAAGAGUAUCAAGUUGGGCAACUUUAUUCUGUGGCAGAAGCUAGCAAAAACGAAACAGGAGGUGGGGAAGGAAUUCAGGUCUUAAAAAACGAGCCUUAUGAACAGGAUGGCGAGAAGGGACAAUAUACUCACAAAAUCUAUCACUUAAAGAGUAAAGUCCCUGGGUUUGUAAGGAUGAUUGCUCCAGAAGGCUCCCUGGUGUUCCAUGAGAAGGCCUGGAAUGCAUAUCCCUAUUGUAGAACAAUUGUCACAAAUGAAUACAUGAAAGAUGACUUCUUCAUAAAAAUUGAGACCUGGCAUAAACCAGAUUUGGGAACAACAGAGAACGUUCACAAUUUAGAUCCAAACACAUGGAAGAGUGUUGAGGUUGUCCACAUUGACAUUGCAGAUAGAACUCAAGUAGAACCAGGAGACUACAAAGCUGAUGAAGAUCCUGCAUUAUUCCAGUCAGUUAAGACAAAGAGAGGACCUCUGGGGCCGAACUGGAAGAAGGAGUUAGCAACUGAUGAGGAGUGUCCCAAAAUGUGUGCUUACAAAUUGGUGACCAUCAAAUUUAAGUGGUGGGGACUGCAGAACAAAGUGGAAAAUUUUAUACAAAAGCAAGAAAAAAGGAUAUUUACCAACUUCCACCGCCAGCUGUUCUGUUGGAUUGACAAGUGGAUUGAGCUGACUAUGGAGGACAUCAGGAGGAUGGAGGAUGAAACCCAGAAGGAGCUGGAAGCGCUGCGUAACCAAGGCCAAGUGAGGGGAACGAGUGCUGCCAAUGACGAGUGACGCCGGACGGACGCCGGUGCCGGAUCCUGGCUGUGUGUGUGGGUGCAUGACUCUGUAUAUAACUACACACACACAUGCAGACACAAGGGGUGGUUACAGUGUCUCUGGGUGCUAUACCUGUCCUAGCAAAGAUUCCAAGGAAACUUGCUUUCAUUAUGUAUACCCCAAGCAAAUAAAAAAAUCAACUGAGUAGUGUCAUUUAAAGGAUGAAUUUUGCUAACUGGUAUGUUCAUGAAUGUCAAUACUGGACCAAUUUCUGCCCUACUUGUUUUCUCUCCUGUCCAAGUCACUCUGCUCUAACUCGCCCAUCUCUCAUUGUAAAGGAACACUCAAACAAUUUAAUUUCAGUUUUAUGUCUUCCCUAUGUGAUGAGUUUUUGGAAUAGGAACAAUGAAUGUAUUUAUAGCUAUUUAUUUCUGGAUUGUCAUUAUCCUCUAGUCAAAUCAGCAAAAAAAAUUUCUAUUAGUGGAAAUUGGAAGACUUUUACUGUUGAAUAAGUUUAACCCAAACUUUACCCACUCACUGAUUUAAAAGGAAAAAAAUCAUGUUUUAUUGGACUUUUGUACAUUGAAAUGCUAACAGUUUUCUUCAUUAAAAUUGGCAAGACUAAGGAAAAAUGGCUUGUGAUUUAUAAAGUAAUUUGCAACUUGAAAUUUUUCAGAACCUGCUUUUUAGACAAGUACACUGACAGUACCUCUAGAGCAUUUUCCAGUGUAUCUUAGGCUGGGCAGUGAGGACAGGGUCAGCCCUUCCCUCCAGGAAUACUCCUGCCAGUGCAGUGGCUGUUUUCCAGAGCUUCCCUUUGGAAGCCAUGCAAACAUUCUGGAUUUCACACACAGCAAUGGAACAUAAUUGUGAUUUUAGCUGUUUUCAUGUUGGAAAUACACUUUGGGAAAUGUAGACUUUGAGAUAUGCUGACAGUUUCAGUUGUAGCCCCUGACACACUCCCCUGCUGUCUGUGAGGGGCUGAUGUGUGAGAGCCCCUGGCAUAACAGAUGCCUCCUGUAGGAAACUCCAUAGGGAAAAGGUCUUCAGCAUGUUUGAGGAACCAUUCAGAGCACAUAACAGGGGAACAUGAACCUAAUGCUGGUUAGAUCAAAGAAAAAGUAUUUUUAAAAGCACUAGUUAGAUAAAGAUCUAUUAAUGCCUGGUUUCUUCCCAGCACCCUUGGCAGGGCAAGCCUUGCCUGACUUCCCAGGAGGGAUCUGAUUUCUGUUACCAUCAGUGACAAAACAUUCCUGCACUGGCAGCCGGGGCCAGGUGUGCUGUGCACCUUGUCCUGGUGCUGGGCACACUGGCACUGCCACACCUGCCUGGUGCUGGUGCCUCACCUGUGUGCUGCACCAGCCACCCUCCAGCCCCACAGUAAUUAAUGUGUUUGGUUUCCUUUCUGGGUUAGUUCAGUGGUUAAUUGUCCUGUACCACCAGGAGGUUGGGUUGGUAAAUGCAGAGGUCAUUGAACCUAACCCUAACCAUGCACAGAGGUCAUUGAAGUACCCCUGGAACCCAAGGGCUCAGGUCACAGUGCUGGAGUUUGUGUCCUGCCAUUUUUAAUGUGUUGCAAUGCAGAGGGAAAGGGGCCCUGUGACUUCCAUGGAUUUGGACUGGUUGUGAAAAUUUGAGAGAAUCUUGUAGUGAAUGUACAAUGUUUUGUUUCUUUUGGCAGUAUCUGGUGCAACUGACAAGUAAAGCAGGCAAUGAAAUUUAAUUAAAUAAAUUUGAUCAUAAAAA
Messenger RNA from Haemorhous mexicanus (house finch), 2619 nucleotides. RefSeq names its product phosphatidylinositol transfer protein beta (gene PITPNB). NCBI's taxonomy places the organism in Eukaryota, Metazoa, Chordata, Aves, Passeriformes, Fringillidae. The record is from RefSeq and is a predicted model, not a curated record. Bases 70 to 888 code for a protein of 272 amino acids. Gene Ontology annotation, cellular component: cytoplasm. Gene Ontology annotation, biological process: phospholipid transport. Gene Ontology annotation, molecular function: phosphatidylcholine intramembrane carrier activity; phosphatidylcholine binding; phosphatidylinositol transfer activity. The transcript is spliced from 11 exons.